Molecule: messenger RNA, 577 nt
Organism: Cloeon dipterum
Lineage: Eukaryota; Metazoa; Arthropoda; Insecta; Ephemeroptera; Baetidae
Exons: 4
Coding region: 151-498 (115 amino acids)
Source: RefSeq, a predicted model, not a curated record
UUGACUCAUUUUCGGCAAAAAAAUGCUUCGCGAAUGCGGAGAAUAAGCAAGUCAGGGGAUAAAGGUGCCCUUGACUGCCGAGACUAUAAAAGAAGCGGUCCACACUCCGCGGCUUCGUACAACACUCCUCGAAUACUCGCCUGACAGAAAAUGAAGUUCGCGUUUGCUUUGGUGUUCCUGGUGGCCGUCGCUUCUGCGGCGCCCGCUCCUCAGCAGCCGGCGGUGCCCGACAGCCCGCUUUCGCAGCUCCUGCAAGACGCUAUUUUGGAACCUGCCACCAAAAACGAGGCUUUGGCCAGGAAUAGUAGACAGACUGAUUUUUCAAAUCAAAAUAGUCCCCUCAGUCAGCUCCUUUAUGACAUUUUGCAAAUCCCCCAAAUGGCUCUGCAAGCCGUGUCCAGGCUGCUGACAAACCCUGGCAACACCAUCGGCCAGAGCUUCAGCUUCGCCAACUCGAAACCUAUACAACAGCAGCAACAGACGCCCAACUUGAUUUAAAAUACCUGCUCCAUUUAUUUAUUUAAAACUAAAAUAAAUGUAUACUUUUUACGUCCCAAUAAAAAGGUUUUUUUAUAUA